GCAGUACUUUGCUCUUUAAAGCACACUCUUCUGCCGCUGCAAAGAUGGCGGAGAAGUCGUGCACGAUCCGGACCAGGAAGUUUAUGACCAACAAGCUGUUGGCCAGACGGCAAUUUGUGAUCGAUGUUCUGCACCCAGGCAGGCCUAAUGUGCCCAAGGCCGAGCUGAAGGAGAAGCUGACAAAGAUGUACGAUGUCCGCGACAGCAACGGCGUCUUUGUCUUUGGCUUCAGGACCCAGUUUGGUGGCGGCAAGUCCACAGGCUUUGGGCUGAUCUAUGACACCGUCGACGCGGCCAAGAAGUUCGAGCCAAAGUACAGGCUCAUCAGGAAUGGACUGGCAGAGGCCCCACAGAACAAGUCCAGGAAGCAGAUCAAGGAGAGGAAAAACCGCACCAAGAAGAUCCGUGGUGUCAAGAAGAACGCAGUUGUUGGAAAGAAGUGAGGAGGGCAGGGUGGCUGCUGUCUAUGGGCGGCUCACGACGAAGCAUAGAAAGCAAUUGCUGUGGCCUGCAGCUGUUUCGUAUGGUUGCUUGGCGUGCUGGCAGCAUAAUGUCAGUUGGACUAGAAUUGACAGCAAGCUUGCGGCACAGCGUGCUUUGUGCAUCGUGACUGCACCUCUCAUUCUGGCUGGUCUCAUGUACACUUCGGCAUUGUAAUAACCACGUUAUGUUCCA
Molecule: messenger RNA, 675 nt
Organism: Coccomyxa subellipsoidea C-169
Lineage: Eukaryota; Viridiplantae; Chlorophyta; Trebouxiophyceae; Coccomyxaceae
Exons: 6
Coding region: 45-443 (132 amino acids)
Biological process (GO): translation
Cellular component (GO): ribosome
Molecular function (GO): structural constituent of ribosome
Source: RefSeq, a predicted model, not a curated record